GCUAAUGUGCAGUGUGUAUAUAGUUCUCCCAAAGAUUUCGGCUUUCCUCCGGGUAGAUGGUAGGCUAAUACAGUAUCUCCCGAGAAGUUGACUGGACAUAUCACAGGGCGCCGCUUCCAAAGCCGGAUUUACGUGGUUAUACUUGGACUCAAAUCGUGUGUUUUCCAGGGAAACGUCAGAGUGGCGGUGUUGGUUGCAAAGUAAAGUACGAUUUUUCAUUGAUAAAGAUUUUAAAAUCUGCAGCCGAAAAAGUGGAAACUACGGUGCUCUGUAUUAUCCACGGAUUGUACAACCGCCCGGUUUGUUUAACGGGAAUUCGCUGUCGAACAAAUACGGAUUAAUCAAGUUAAGUGCAAAAUGUUGAGUAUACAAGCCUUGUUUUGCACUUUCUCAGUGCUGGCUCUUUCAGGUGGAGCUGAUCUAAAAGCACGAAGCUGCAGUGAGGUCAGACAAGCCUACACCGCUAAAGGCUUCAGUCUCGUUAAUGUCCCUCAUCAGGAAAUCUCAGGUGAACAUCUGCGCAUCUGUCCCCAGGGAUACACCUGCUGCACCGCAGAGAUGGAAGACAAGCUGAGCCAGCAGAGCAAGCUUGAGUUUGAGAACCUAGUGGAUGAGGCCAGUCACACCUUACGGACUACCUUCGUGUCCCGGCAUAAAAAGUUUGAUGAAUUCUUCUUGGAGCUCCUGGAGAACACGGAGAAGUCGCUCAACGACAUGUUCGUACGGACAUACGGGAAGCUGUACAUGCAGAACUCGGGCGUCUUUCAGGACCUCUUCACCGAGCUCAAGCGCUACUACACGGGCGGCAACGUCAACCUGGAGGAGAUGCUCAACGACUUCUGGGCCCGUCUGCUGGAGCGCAUGUUCCAGCUCCUCAACUCACAGUACCACUUCACGGACGACUACUUGGAAUGUAUCAGCAAGUACACCGACCAGCUCAAGCCCUUUGGAGAUGUGCCCCGGAAGCUGAAGGCUCAGGUCACCCGGGCAUUUAUUGCAGCAAGGACCUUUGUGCAGGGGCUCAUGGUCGGUCGAGAGGUGGCCAACAGGGUUUCCAAGGUCACUGUAUCACCUGCUUGUAUCCGCGCUCUAACAAAGAUGCUGUACUGUCCGUACUGCCGAGGUCUACCGGCGGCAAAGCCCUGCAGGAACUACUGUCUGAACAUCAUGAAGGGCUGCCUCGCCAACCAGGCCGACCUCGACCCGGAGUGGAACCAUUUCAUCGAUGCCAUGCUGCAGGUGGCGGAGAGGCUGGAGGGACCCUUCAACAUUGAGGCCGUCAUGGAGCCGAUCGACGUCAAGAUAUCCGAGGCCAUCAUGAACAUGCAAGACAACAGCAUGCAAGUCUCAGCCAAGGUUUUCCAAGGAUGUGGCCAGCCCAAGCCUUCGGGAAUGGCCCGGUCCACCCGCGGCAUCUCGGAUGUGUUCAACGCCCGCUUCAGGCCCUACAGCCCAGAGGAGCGGCCCACCACAGCGGCUGGCACCAGCCUGGACAGACUGAGGAUGGUCUGGAGGACAAUGCAACACAGCGUGAUCGACAUUAAAGAGAAGCUUAAGCAGUCCAAGAAGUUCUGGGCCACCCUACCCGAUGGCAUAUGCUUGGAGGACAAAGUGACAGCUGGCGAGUCCAAUGAGGAACAGUGCUGGAACGGGCACAGUAAGGGCAGGUAUUUUCCUGACGUUCUGAAAGACGGUCUGACGAACCAGAUGAACAAUCCCGAGGUGGAGGUGGACAUUACCCGGCCGGACACUUUCAUCCGUCAGCAAAUCAUGGCCCUCAAAGUUAUGACCAACAAACUAAAGAAUGCCUACAAUGGCAAUGACAUCUACUUCCAAGAUUCCAGCGACGAGGGCAGCGGCUCGGGGAGUGGGAGCGGGUGCACGGAGGCCUGCGUCACCGAAUUCGACUUCGUCAGCCCGGAGGCCCCGGUGGUGGGCGCGGACAGGAGCGACGAGCGGGCGUCGGGCGGCGCCCGCCCCGGCUCCUCCCUGGCGCUGGCGGCCAUCCUCACCCUCGCGGCCCUGGCACUGCAGAGGCAAUGGAGAUAAUAUUCGGGUGGGGCGCUCACCUGGGACAGCUGAUAUCCCGCUGCUACCUUCCCAGACAGACAGGACUACAAGCUCGGCCACCCAAUGAGAAAGACUUGUACAGAAGAGUUCAGCACCUGCAGCCUGCUAACCCCUUCUUUCCCAAAGAAUGCUUGGUGACAUCACAAGCAACUUUUACAUGCCAAACUGCAUUCUCAUUAUUCCAGAACUUUGUGAAGACGCUCUCCCGGAAAACCUAGUGUUCGAGAUGUUGUUUUAAAGUUUUUUUGUUUAUACAGCAUAAGUGUUGAGAUCUUAAGGAUGCUGAAGCAAUUCCCUGGGAUCGUUUCCAUUAGGUCAAUCCUGAAACAGAAAAGGAAGAAUUUUACUUGCCACUGUGAGAAUUCAUGAAGAAGUCAUCAGUAACAACUUCAGAUGUAUGAGCGCUUACGACUAUUUACUUUUAAUAGAGGCAGUGGUCCAGAUUUAAUUUACCCACGAUGCAUUUAUUUGCUUUUUCUUUACCUUUUAGUUAAUUAAUUGAAACAAUUGUUGUUCCUUUCCAUUUUCUGCAUAACAUUUUCCUUUCAUUUCAGCAACAUUCAAGAUCAUGUCAUGAAAGGCAUUUUAUAACAAAAACACCUGCUUAAAUGGUAGAAAUUAGGACAAGAUUGUGUCUGGGCCACAUUUUAAUAAUCAGUAAAAAGCGGACUUUUUCUUAAUGAAGAGUGUUGGCCCUGUUCACAGUAACCAUGGGUUCAAUAGGCUGAGCAUGUCAUACUACAAUAUGUAUCACUUCUAGUUCUCAUAAAAAACUCCUCUUUUGGUUCCAUCUGCUUUCAAAGCAACCAUAAAUUCCUAUGACUUAUUUUUCUAAAUCAAAAGAUAAUUAUAUAUGAAUAAAUUAUAUGUUUUAGUUGUUAUACAUGUUUAAAUAAUUAAUUUGAAGUAAACGUCAGGCUAUAUCUCAUCAAGCUGUUACUAAUGACUGCAUUCUUUUCUUUCAAAUGCAGACAUUACUUUUCUACUGGUAUUGAAAAAAAUAUGCGUCCAUUCACUGAGAACAAUGUCAUAUUGUUUUGAACAGAGAAAUCAGACCCCUACUUCUUAAUUUAUACAAUUGUCAAAGAACACGAUUUCCCAUAAUGCAUUUCCAUUCACCCAAAUUUUCUCCACUGUUCUCUUUACAAGCUUAUGGCAGUGUUUCAUAUUCCUAAUCUGAAAACCUUUUCAUACAAGUAUUUUUAAAGUGGAAGUGUGCUGCUGCAUUAAAGUGGGUGUACAUCUAUAACAAAACAAAGGCAAAAUAAAUCUUCUUUUUAGUCUAGUAUUAAUCAUCUAUUUUUGUAAUCACAGAUUUUAACUAUUAUCUAUUUGCUCAGGGUUGACAUGUCUGUUAACAUGUAAGGUGUUUUGUCAACCAUUUAUUUUUAAAUUGCACUUACUGGACUUUCUUUCUUCCCCAUUUCAUAAUUUGUCCUAUUCACUUUUAAAGAGUACUAGUAUUCUAUAUCGCUCACUCAUUCUCCAGGUUCCUGGUUCACAGUGUAUUUCAUAUUUUGAAGACAUGCAUUUCAUUCUUAAUUAUGAUCCAGACAAGUGAAGAAUCGCUUACAUAUAUUUGGUCCUAUUGAUAAUCGUAAAGAUAUUGUUUACAAUCAGUGGAGGUGAUGACUGAUUAUUCAGUUUAGUGUUUUGUAGGAAAAAAAAGUAUUGCCAUGACAAAGGCAUUGAAGAAUGUAGCCACUGCACUUUGAAAUGAAUGAAGAUCUUUCUGUUAGGCCAUUGCAAGUUAAGCUCUGCUCAUUGAUUUAAAACUGAAAGUAAAUUAUUGGAGAACAUUGAGACAAACACAGCCUGGCACCUUUGUAAUAUAGACAUAUGUGCAUUCCUCAAAUUACCUCAAAAUACUGAUAAUACAGGAUGACAACAUCCAUAAAGAAAGGUUUGUCUUUCAUGUAUCGGAUAUUUUAAUCUUUGAACAUUGUUCUAUGACUAAGGCUUAUAACAGUGAUGUUGAGGAUUUCAGCAUCUUUCUCACCAGACCCUUACUUGCAUAUGAAAGUGAGCAAAUUCCCCAGUGACAAGCUUUCAGUACAUCUCUUUUCAUUAAAUUGUGGUUUCACAUCAUUGAGUAUUACUGAAAUGAGUAGACUGACGAAAGUGAGAUUUGGCUUGCUGCUCUUUACCGACAGCUGAUUUAUUUAUGUGAAAUGCAGGCUGAAUGCCUGUGAAAAAAGGAAAUAGGGGCUGCAGAAGCUGUUGUAGAAAACUGUGGUGAGGACUGGAAAUGUAAAGGGAGGGGAAAGUCACUGGUUGUGUAUGUAUGCCCCUGUAGGCUUCAUUCCCAGGGAUGCUGAAUACCAGCAACAGGAAACAGGGAAAUGACGAACUCAAGUACAUAACAUGGGGAUGAGCUGCACUGCUGGGAAUGGCCAGCAGAGGGCAGAGUACAGAGACUGUCAUGAAAUGUGUAUGGUUGUGCGGAUAAAUUCUACAAGUGAAAGACAAAAUAAAUCAGAUCUUCUUAUGAGCCCUCAACCCCCACCCCUUCAAGCUUCAACUUCAAAAAAUGUUAUAAAGUCUUAAAAAUUAAUCCCCUUUCUCUUUUCAGUAUAAUUUAUUGUUAAAGUCAUCAUAACCACAAGCUUUAGCACAUCUAUUGUGUAAGCUUGCUUUCUUGCAGAGUUAUAUUUCUCUUUUAAAGGUCAUUUGUCCACAAUCUUUGGUUGCAUGGCUGUCACAUAUAGCCUAAAUAGCAAAAAUCAAGAGGAAUAUAUAUAUAUAUAUAUAUAUAUUACAGUAAUUUGAUUUAAGCACAUUUUUACUGGAACAGCGUGUGUACAAUGUUGGGGACUACAUGAAAAUGGAAACUGCAUUCUUAAUUUUGAGCUAUACAAAAUAAUUUUAUGUAAUGAUAAUGCAAGAGGUCUUUUUUUGUCUUUUGUUUUGUCAUCGCACUUUAAAUUGGCUGUUUUUCAACACCAACGUGUCCUGUUAAGAAAUGUAAAUGUAUGUGCAUCAGCAGUCUUUAAAGCCAUGUCAAAAAACAUAUUUGUGUCCAGUUUUGGUGAAGACCUCAUCCAGCUGAAUUUUACUGUACAAAAAAGUAUGAGCAGUGCUUAUUUAGUGAAAAAAUGUUUAAAGUUACUGCUGGAAAGCACUGCUUUAAUCAUGCAAGGUUGACAUUUCACACGACAUACAAGUCGUAUAAGCAGACAAGCCUUACAACUUUUUUUAAAAACGAGUAAAAUGGUUUGCAUUUGGGUUUUCUUACUCUCUCUUGUAUACAGACAAAUAAUGGUGUGCAAAUAAACGUUUAUUAAAAAUAA
Molecule: messenger RNA, 5360 nt
Organism: Anguilla anguilla (European eel)
Lineage: Eukaryota; Metazoa; Chordata; Actinopteri; Anguilliformes; Anguillidae
Product: glypican-6-like
Exons: 10
Coding region: 358-2049 (563 amino acids)
Biological process (GO): regulation of protein localization to membrane; regulation of signal transduction; cell migration
Cellular component (GO): cell surface; synapse; plasma membrane
Source: RefSeq, a predicted model, not a curated record